AUGCGUGUGCUUCGUUGUGGAAUUUCGAAGCACCAUGUGAAGCUGCUAUCUGAAAACCGUAUAGUCUUCAUCUCCUCUAAUGAAUUUCCUGAGGUCGAAUAUUUCUUUUUUUGUACUUCUAGUUUUAGCUCUGCAACAUCAUCAUAUGUCUGUUAUUGCUUUACUGAGAUAAGCGCUGAACUGCUUUCAGAUGACAGCGAUAAUGUUGUUGUCAGACUUUUUGGUGUUACGCGACAAGGCAAUUCUGUCUGCGUUCUUGCCCACGGAUUUGUUCCCUAUUUUUAUGUGGAGAUUGAUGACAAAUUUGCGCCAGAGCAUAUAGAAAAAGCAAAAGGUCUAAUUAAUGAACUGUUUAAGGUGGCUUUUAAGGAACAAGGCGUAUCGGGGACCGGUCUGUCGAAAUCUCUUCAAAACUUUGUUACUGAUUUGGAAAUUGUGUAUGGCUCAGAAUUAUACGGUUAUCAGGAGAAUACCAAUAAAAAGUUCCUUAAAGUUUUCGUUCUUGUAGGUCGUCGCAUUUUUCAAAUGGGAAUUGAUCUUUAUGGAAGUGGAAGUAUAGAAUGUUACCAGUCAUUUGAAGCCAAUAUUGACUUUGAAGUUCGCUUCAUGGUUGACGCUAACAUAACAAGUUGUGGGUGGAUUGUUUUGCCAAAGCAAGAAUACUCAGUUGUGGGAGACAAAGCCAAAGUAUCACGCUGUCAGCUUGAGGUUAAUAAUAUUGUUGCUCAUGCUCCAGACGAUGCUCAUGAAUGGUCAGAAAUAGCUCCGUUACGAAUCUUAUCAUUCGAUAUAGAGUGUGUCGGACGAAAAGGAAUAUUUCCGGAACCACAUAGUGAUCCAGUCAUCCAGAUUGCAAAUAUGGUGAAAAUUCAGGGUACUGACGAGCCAUUUAUUAGAAAUUGCUUUGCAUUAGGAGAGACUGCUCCAAUAAUAGGAACUCAAGUGAUUUCUUGUAGAACUGAAGAAGAGCUGCUAGAGGUAAUUUUCCUCCAGUUAAUUGGGAAAGAUUUUUUGCUUGUUGCUGCUUCCAAUAAAUUGGAUUUUUUUCGAUUGAUCUGUAAACGCACGAAAUUAUUUUUGGAAAUUGAAGGUAAAGUUUCCGCCUUAUGUAGAGUGAAAGCUUUACCGUCGAGAACUCGUGAUGUGCCUCUCUCUAGUAGACAAAUGGGUAAUAGAACUAAUAGAAUUACUAACAUGGAGGGUCGGGUUAUUUUUGAUGUUUUCCAGGUUUGUGUGGUCCAACGUGAUUACAAGCUGCGUAGUUACACUUUGAAUAGUGUCAGUUAUAAUUUCUUGGGGGAGCAGAAGGAGGACGUAGACUAUUCUAUCAUCUCUGACUUGCAGAAUGGAACACCAGCAACUAGGCAUCGUCUUGCUGUUUACUGCUUAAAAGAUGCUUAUUUGCCACUACGCCUUCUUGACAAGCUUAUGUCCGUAAUCAAUUAUAUCGAAAUGGCACGGGUCACGGGAGUCCCUGACCAGUGGAAGUUGCAGGCAAAAAGUUUGAAUGUUUUUUUGCCAGUUCUCGAUACUUCUCAAGCAGAUAAUACUUAUGAAGGUGCUACGGUCAUCGAACCUAUUCGUGGCUUUUACAAUGAGCCGAUUGCUACUUUGGAUUUUGCUUCUUUGUAUCCAUCAAUCAUGAUUGCACAUAACUUGUGUUAUACGACGCUCAAAAAUGAGGAUUUUAUUAUUUCACCAACAAAUAACCGGUUUGUUAAACCUCAUAUUCGCCACGGUAUACUGCCACAGAUUUUGGAAGAUUUACUGGCCGCCCGUAAGAAAGCCAAAGCUGACCUUAAAAACGCAACGGAUCCAUUUCGGAAGAUGGUCUUGAAUGGUCGUCAGCUUGCGUUAAAGAUUUCGGCAAAUUCAGUUUAUGGAUUCACUGGUGCAACAGUAGGAAAAUUGCCUUGUUUGGAAAUAUCGCAGUCAGUUACAGCUUUUGGCAGGAUGAUGAUUGACCUUACCAAAACGACUGUUGAAAAAGAUUAUAAGACUGGGGCAGUAGAUGGCAAGUGUCCUGCCGAUGCUCAAGUCGUUUAUGGCGACACUGAUUCUGUCAUGGUUCGUUUUGGAGUGAAGGAUGUGAAAAGUGCAAUGGACUUGGGGUUGCAUGCUGCGGUUGAAGUUAGCAAAUGUUUUAAGCCACCGAUCAAGCUGGAGUUUGAAAAGGUUUAUUUUCCUUUUCUUCUAAUAAACAAAAAGCGUUAUGCGGGCCUUUUUUUCACUAAGCCAGAUAAACAUGACAAGAUGGAUUGUAAGGGCUUGGAAACAGUACGACGUGAUAACUGCCCUCUGGUCUCAAAUGUUCUAAGUAACUGUCUUGAAAAACUUUUGUUGAAUCGCGAUGCUGCUCUUGCGCUACAGUACGCAAAAAAAGUUAUAUCAGAUUUGUUGUGCAAUAGGAUUGACAUAUCGGAAUUGAUAAUUACUAAAGAAUUAACUCGUUCCAGCGAGGCUUAUGCGGCGAAACAAGCUCAUGUGAUCCUUGCGGAGCGAAUGCGAGAACGCGACCCUGGAUCAGCACCACGAUUGGGUGAUCGUGUUCCGUAUGUCAUUGUAGCACGAGGACAAAAGGUUCCUGCUUACGAGAAAGCGGAAGAUCCUUUAUAUGUUCUGCAGAAUAAUAUUCCUAUCGAUACCGCAUACUAUUUGGAAAAUCAGUUGGCAAAACCCCUGUCUCGUAUAUUUGAACCAAUUAUUGGAGAUAAGGCUGAACAGAUUCUGAUAAGCGGAGAGCACACCUUGGUUAGGACUUCUGUUCAUGCUAAAAAUUCUGCUUUGUCACAGUUUUUCCAAAAAACUGAAAGGUGCCUUGUCUGCAAAAGCAACUUGCCGAAAAACGUGAAGGAUCCUACGUGUGCGCACUGUAAACCUGAUGAGGGCAAACAAUUUGGGAUCUUUAAGAUGGCUCUGCUAAAUUUGACCGAAAACCAGUUUGGCCGUUUGUGGACUGAAUGUCAAAACUGUGCCGGUACUAUGAAUUGUGAGGUGCUAUGUACAUCGUAA
Enterobius vermicularis (human pinworm) is the source of this 3012-nucleotide messenger RNA. NCBI's taxonomy places the organism in Eukaryota, Metazoa, Nematoda, Chromadorea, Rhabditida, Oxyuridae. The record is from the annotation of a GenBank genome assembly.